This is a messenger RNA of Podospora bellae-mahoneyi, 6647 nucleotides long. RefSeq lists its product as uncharacterized. Gene Ontology annotation, molecular function: ATP binding; protein serine/threonine kinase activity. The transcript is spliced from 2 exons. The record is from RefSeq and is a predicted model, not a curated record. Bases 1222 to 4926 code for a protein of 1234 amino acids. NCBI's taxonomy places the organism in Eukaryota, Fungi, Ascomycota, Sordariomycetes, Sordariales, Podosporaceae. Gene Ontology annotation, biological process: intracellular signal transduction; protein phosphorylation. Gene Ontology annotation, cellular component: cytoplasm.
AGCAGGUCCCACCAAUCAUCGGCCAGACAACUGCGAUAAGAGGCCCCUCUUUUUGCUGCCACGAUUGUCUUGAACGACUCCCCCAUUGCAGGCUUGGCGAUUUGGCUGCUACGUCAAGAUCUUGCCCAAUAGCAGCCCACCAGCCCCCUGCACGAGGCGUUGAGUCGGACCACAGAUGCUUCUUCUCUUCUCACCAGUGUCACUCUCUCCAACUCACAGUCCCGUCAGUCAGUCAGUGUGUGAGUGUCUGUCUCACAAGGGGUCGGUGAUCACUUUAGUCUGUUAUCAGAUCGCCGUAGUUACACUCAGGAGAACAUACAAAAUGCUGUGCUUUGGCCCGCGUGUUGCUCCGUGAAGUCUUUCCCCCUUCACACACACUUCAUCCAUCAGUGCUCCGCUUUGCGGCAACCUGGAACCACGCUUCUCGCUUCCCGGCUUCAGUCAGUCCUCUGUGCCGUCGAUCGGCGAGAUGUCGGUGCAGGAAUCCGAUAACCUGCCUCUCUUUGACUCCCCAUCGGCGUCCUCCAACAUUGGAUGACGGUCGACCGACUCUGGGCGGAAUCGCGUGUUGGAGAAGCAGACUUGAGCUUUUGUUGGGACGAGCCGCAAGUUCCUUUCUACUACCAAGGUACUACCUACAUCAUCCACCAUCCGACCGAGGGGAACGAGGCCUGGAGACUUGGAGACUUCUUGUCCAAAGACUUCAACAAAGGCUGGCCGACGCCGCAGCGCUGCAGACGGUGUCCAAAAGUAGGCGGAUGCACUGUGCAGCAUAACCAUCCCCUGCCACUCUCCCCUGCUCUGCCUGUGCCGACCCAGCGCCCGCCCGCCAAAUUCUGUGUGGUGCAAGGUGCGCUCUGCGCUUUGCCUCUCCCCACCGUGCGACACCACCCAGCCCACCCUACCCACCUUUUCUUUCACCACCGCAUCCAUCUCUCCAUCCUCGGUCCUCCUCCCGCCUCUUCGUUACUCGCUCCCCCAGUUCGCACCGGUCGACGACCUCAAUUCUUGAACUCUUCUUCUUGUUUGUUGUUCUUGUCAUUUUAGGCUUUGGCCACUGCCCGCUCCCUCCACCCAUCCCCCUGUUCCCCCCGUCCGUCGCCCCGUUCCCUGCCACCCACCAUGGCUGCUUAAUUGCAAAAGCCAAUUGCCCGUCCACCGCCAUAGCGAUCCACUCGUCCCGUCUGACACCGCUGUUCAGCAUGAAGGUUCCCCCAAAGAAUGACGUCCAGCCAGUUUUCCGCCAUGGAACCUCAGCAGCCACACCGUCCCCAUCACCGCCCGUCGUAUCCCCAACUUCACAACUUAUUCCAUCCCCUGCCGCCGAACAUCCCACACCGGACUGCCAGUAGCACUCCCGUAUCGUCGCCGGGACUCUUCAGUCCAAAUCAGCCCCGCCCCAACAUGUCACUCCCGCAGUCUCAGGUCGGCUCCGAGAGCACAACACCGGGCGGUCUGAAUAGCCCCUAUCUGCACCCGCUGCAGUCCCAUAAAGUUCGAGAAACCCACAAGGCGAAUGUCGAACACGAUGAAACAACGGGCCGAAAGUAUGUCAACAACUACGAAAUCAUUGAGGAGCUUGGCCGUGGCAUGCACGGCAAGGUCAAGCUGGCGAGGAACAUCGAGACACAGGACUAUGUCGCCAUCAAGAUCAUCCCACGCUUUUCCAAGAAGAGGCGGCUAGGAAAGGUCACCGCCAUGUCGACUCAGGACAAGAGCAAGAAGGAAAUCGCCAUCCUCAAAAAGAUUCGGCACCCGAAUGUCGUCGCCCUGCUCGAAAUCAUUGACGAUCCCGUACUGAAGAAGAUUUACAUGGUCUUGGAGCACGUCGAACUCGGCGAGGUCGUAUGGAGGAAGAAGGGUCUACCGCAUAUCUGCGCAUUCGAGCGCCGGCGCGUCGAGCGAGAGCAGCGCGGCGAGAAACCCACGCCUGAGGAGGAGCAUUACGAACACAUCUUGGAACAACGUCAGGCGUUGAAGAAUGCGAAGCGGGCGAGACAGCACUCUCGAUCACAAGCCAACCCAGCCGAUUACUGGAGCCUCGAGUAUGGUGUUGACGAAGACGACAUGGAAUAUUUCCCACAAUCACUCGGCAAGGACAUGCCAGAAGGCUAUGCUGGCCACGUGCCAUCAAGCCCGGACUCCUUUGGUGGAUCAAAAUUGACGUCUCGAGCUCCUUCGGGAACUAGACUCGCUAGUCUGAACGUAGCAUCUCGCACCGGAACCCCCGAGCCCUUCGACUUGGAAACGGCGUCGAUGAUUUGCAACGAGGACGAUCUCGAGACACCGGGGGCGAUCCGCUCCAACCCCAUGUCAGCAACGGUACUCGACGGGACCAUGUAUGGCGCCUAUCCAGACGAUCCAGCCUUCCGUGGGCGAUCACCGAGCAUGGCCGAUUCCAUCAUUUCGCACAUGUCUUCGAUUGACUAUAACAGAGUACAUGAUCCCUACGUGGACGAUUAUUCCUACGUACCGUGCUUCACCAUUGAGCAAGCGAGAAACACCUUCCGCGACACCGUUCUAGGCUUGGAGUAUCUUCACUACGAGGGUGUCGUGCACCGAGACAUCAAGCCGGCGAAUCUGCUGUGGACCAAGGACCACCGUGUCAAGAUUUCCGACUUUGGCGUUUCAUACUUUGGCCGACCUGUCCGCGAUGGUGAACCAGACGAUGCGGUAUCCGAGUCCGAAGCCCACGAUUUCGACGACGACCUCGAGCUUGCCAAGACGGUGGGCACACCCGCCUUCUUUGCGCCCGAGCUUUGCUACACAGAUGCGUAUGACGACAAGCCGGGAGCUCCGCAGCCCAAGGUGACGGAGCAGAUUGAUGUGUGGUCACUGGGUGUCACACUCUACUGCCUCAUCUAUGCUCGCAUUCCAUUCCUGGCCGAAGACGAAUGGCAAAUGUUCCGAAAGAUUGCCACGGAAGAGGUCUACAUUCCCGCUCGGCGACUCGCCCCAGUUGACCCAGCUACCAAGCCCGAUGAGAGAUCGCUAUAUACGAGAAUCAACAGACCGCCAUACCGUGAUGACGAUGUACUUCAAUAUGAGGAGGUGGAUCGGGAGCUUGUCGACUUGCUUAGGAAGAUGCUCACCAAGAAUCCCGAGAAGAGAAUUCGCCUUCGUGAUGUGAAACGGCAUCCAUGGGUGCUUCACGGCAUUCCCAAUAUCCUGGCGUGGCUCGAUGAUACCGAUCCGUCUCGACGCACAUCUGGACGCAAAAUUCAGGUUGACGAGAAGGAAGUAGCUCGUGCCGUGGUCCCCCUGACUUUGCUCGAGCGCGCCAGAUCGGCUGUCAAGAGGGCUGUCGGAAAGGUGAUGCAUCGUCAAGACCGAGCGGAGAGCGUCUCUUCACGCAGGCGGGCUACGAGCAGCGCCGCAAGCUCUGCGGGCGACAGCCCAAUCACACCCCAUCUGCGAGAAGGACGUCGCAAAAGCAUUCGUCCAGAUGAUUAUUUCACCAACUCGACACCACAGACUCAGCCCCAGAGCGAGCACCCCUUAACGCAAAGCGUGGUGGCCAGUCCGCUUAACAGCCCCCCCACGGAGCCGCAUCGCGAACCUACGCCCCGCCAGGUACUCGAGCUCGUGACUAAUAACCUCACUGCUCGCGAUGAACGGUGGCUUGCGUCGGCCUCGGCCUCACCUUACAGAUCACUACCUCGUCAUGGUCCCUCUCGAUCUGUCAACAACGCCUUCCUCAGCCUUACCCCCGGGCCCGGUGAGAUACGGACAAUGCCGCCAACCCCCUUGUUUGAUCCUGCGACCGAGGAUCCCAGCAGCGCCUUGCGCAAAGCCCGGGACAUCCGUCCCAUUACCGACGAUCUGGGCCGGGCAAGAUCUGUGGAUCGGGGGCUUUUCGCUAGCACCGAUAAGCGCGCCGAACCAAAGGUCUCGUUGAGCACGGCUAUGGCCCCAGGAAACAUGACUUGCACACAGAAGCCGCUCACCUCCCGCUCGGUUGAGGUUGCCAGAGACCUGGACCGUGAACGUGUUGCUCAGUCUCCCAUUCUGAGCGCGCUGGGAGGCUAUCACUAUCCCCAGCCAAAGUCGGACCCAAACAUUCAGAGACAGCGGUGCGCCGUAGAGCUUGACGAGAGGCCGCAGACGGCCCACCGCGUGGAAGACCUGCCCGAGGUAAAGACACCACAGCAACGCCAGCGACGGGUUUCCCUGUUGGAGCCGUCUCCAAGGACACAGUUCCCGUUGUGCCAGCCUACUCCUCCCAUAGCCGAAGUCGACCCCGCCCUCAUCCCUUGUCCUCCAUCGCCCGAGGACGAUGUGUUCCACCCCGAGCCCCUUUCACGAGGAGAGACCGUGGUGACGAUGAAAUCAUCUAGUUCGGCUUCCAUUGGCGCCUUGACGACACCUCUCACAAGCCCCAGCGAGGCGGCGAGCCCAGUCUAUGGAAUCAACUCGCAGCCUGCCAAGGAUGCUACAGAGCACAUGCUUGCCUUCCAGUCGGAUCCUUCCUUGCCGGCUCUUCUUAGCAGCACCAGCUCUGUUUCGGCCGACCUGGAGGGCGAAUUCCUCGGCAACCCCGGGGUUGUUGGUGGACACACGGUGAUUGACACAACCGACACAAUCACACCGCCAGCCUUUUCGAAAGAGCCAGCCUUGGGAUUCCCUCUCGAGGACCAAACCCGGAAGGAUAUCGUUAACCUCAGACUAGACGAGAGAGCCCGGCCAGCCAGCGCCAUGGAGACCAGCCGAGGCCGUCAAGUAUCGCGGAAUCACCACGCUGACCACCAUCAAGAUGAUGACAGUGACAGUGAUGAGGGACUGGUCAUGGCCAAAUCGAAGAAGCGCCACCCGCCUCGGGAGAAUCAGUCGGUGGGCCGGUUAAUCGUAACCACCCGCCGGAGAGACACCAACGCCAGUAUUGGCAGCACCGAAACUGCCAAGAAGAUCAUUGUCGAUGACGAGUGAGCCGGUCACUACAAGCGGGCGUGUUGCAAGAUACAUGGAUUGUUUCAAGGGAAAUUGCGGUCGAGUUUUUCUUUUUUCGAAUCUGUUUUUUCUCUUGUCUACGCGUUGUUCAAUCAUGGCAUUUACACGGGGCCCCGUGGGUGUUUUUACUAGACCUGUUGCAGACAGACUGCCAGCAUUUUUUUGCAAAGAAUUUCUUAUUUUGGGAAGGAAAUGGGGGGUGUGGGCGUUUUACAAGCAGUUUCUUUGAUGAGAAAGUUUGCAUUGAUUGGGAUGAACGAAGUGAAUGAGAGGGAUGGGUGAUGAUGAUGGACGAUGGGCCACACAGAUGAUUGGGGGAUGAGUGAGAGGGGUGCUCUCCCUGGUUUUCAAUCAUAGCAGGGUUUUUUAUUCUCUUGCAUCGGGGACAAAUGGACAAACACAAAUGGGUGGUGGGACAAGCACACAACAACAAUUGCACAUUGGGCGUUUUUUUCUUUCUCUUCUUUCAAGGGCAGAAACAAAAUGACAAGCACAACGAUCAGAAUCAAUCAAGAUAUUGAGAGUGUUUUUAUCCUUGAUUACUGAAACCCGCUCAGUUUUGUUACAAUACCUGGUUUUUUUCGGCUUUUUUUUUUCGAUUCAAGUGUAUAUUUUUACAACCCUUGCCCUGUAUGGUCUGUGAAGGGAAAGGGGGGCGAGAUUAUUUUUAUAUAGUGGUUGUUGUUGUUGUUGUUGUUGUUGUUGAAAGAAGAAGAUAAAUAUUGAUAUUCACAGUUGUGGUUGUUUGGGUGCUUUGUUACUAGAUUCUAUCUUUUCUGGAGGUGGUGUUUUACUCAUUCAUGCAUUGGAUUUGGAAAGGGGACAGGGGUAUGGAUCAUGGGUAGAUGGAUUGGGGGAUGUUGAAUUCACGCCUUUUGUGGUUUCAUGCUCUUGAUUGACUAUUGGCUGUUGAUGAUGGGUAUGGUGAUAUGCACGCCACGUAUUCAUGUGUUGCUUACUGUCUUUAUCGCGAUACACGCGGCAGGAAUAACACAUAGAUAGUAACCGGUAGGAGAAACCCCGGACCGAAACGGAGGCAUAGUAGAGGAUUGACGAUGACUGACUCCCCCUGACCCAAUGUGCUGGCUGGCUCCAUAGGAGGAGCCCCUGCGUGCAUGGGGCUAGGGUUAGACGACUGCUAUACAUACUAUUCCUCAUGAGAAGGGUGUCACGCACAGUGUGCGACAAACUGAAGGGCGGGUUGGGCCCCAAUCAGGCAAACCGGCUGGCUGGGCUAGGCUGGGCUGGGCUGCUGGGUGAGACGGGAGAGGAAGCCGGAUGGGUUUACGGUGCCUGAGUGGCGAUGUUGGCUUGUAGAAGAGGCGGUUUUUAGUUGCGUGACAUUCGGAAGCCGGCUGCCCGGCCGGGAGAGAGAGAGGCUCUCGGUCGUCGGGAGUGGGGAUUCGGGAAUGGGGGUCGGGACAUAGCUAGCGGGAACGGGAGGGAGCGGUGAGAUCUGAGGCAGGUGUUCUGGAUCCCUCUCUUUCCUUGCCCAUAUCCACUUUGGGGGUUGGAAAAUGCGUACAGAGUGGUAGUCUCGUGAUCGAACAGGUGUGAGAAAUGGUGGCAUGUGACAGUCACACUGACAACGACAAGGUAAAAGGUGAGGCUUGUGGAGGGGGGAGGUAUUAUCUAUUGCAUCUUAUCAGAGAUAAUGAUAAGAUCCUUGCCAAGGAAGGAAAAGCUUAGGUAAACGUUGA